Messenger RNA from Clunio marinus, 2089 nucleotides. The record is from the annotation of a GenBank genome assembly. NCBI's taxonomy places the organism in Eukaryota, Metazoa, Arthropoda, Insecta, Diptera, Chironomidae.
AUGAAUUCCUUUCAAGCAGGUUGUGUGUUAUUCAUUGCAACGGCUUCGCUAUGUUUCGCUCAAAGGGCUCCUUUUAUUGCUGAAAUAUCGGAAGAUCAAGAGGUCGGUGUUGGUGGUGCAGUUGAGUUGACUUGCUCUGUAUCAUUUUUAGAGAAUUAUUCUGUGAUUUGGGUAAAAAUGAGUGAAGAUAAAAAUGAACAAAUGUUUCUUUCCGUUGGUAGUUCUUUAGUGAUAAAAGACGUUCGAUUUUCAUUCCUUGCCGAUCCUGAUUUUAAUACAUAUACAGUGUUUAUAAGAGACGUUCAGCCAAUAGAUGCUGGAACUUACCAGUGUCAAGUUAUUCUUUCAAUACAUAAUAAAAUUACAGCAGACACAAAUAUUUUUGUGAAUGAUCCUCCUGUGAUAAGUGAUAAUUCAAGUCAAUCAAUUGUCACAGUAGAAGGUGAAUCAGUAACAAUGGAAUGUUAUGCCACAGGAUUUCCUACGCCAAAAAUUGUUUGGAGAAGAGAAAACAGUGCUUUGCUACCAACUGGGAAUCUUCAUUUCAAAAUUUUGCAUGACUUGGCAAAUAAACAAUUUAAUGAUGAACCCGAGAAGCACCUCCGUGUGAAAGAUUUAAGUUUGUUUUUGAAAAUGACUUGCCUGCGUGCAGGUUGUAUUUUACUUAUAGCGACAGUUUCGCUAUGUAACGCACAACGGUUUCCUUCAAUUACAUAUAUUUCGGGUGAUCAAGAAGUUGAAGUUGGAAGAACUGCUGAGUUAGCAUGUUCAGUGACAUACGGAACUGAAUUUUCCGUGAUUUGGUCCAAAGUUAGUGAUAAUCGUGACGAUCAAGUUUUCUUGUCAACUGGAACAUCUCGAGUGAUUAAAGAUUCUCGCCUUGCUUUGCUUUAUGAUGGCGCCUCAGCCACUUACACAGUUCUUAUUAGAGAUGUGCAAGAAGGAGAUGCUGGAACUUACUUAUGUGAAAUUGUUCUCUCAGUUAAUAAUAAAAUAUCUCAAGCAACACAUCUUUACGUGAAAAAAGCUCCAAUCAUUACUCAUAAUUCCACUCAAUCCAUUGUUACAACCGAGGGAGAGUCAGUUAUCAUGGAAUGCUAUGCGACUGGUUUUCCUCAGCCGAAGAUAAUUUGGAGGCGAGAUAAUAAUGCCUUAUUGCCUUCUGGCGGAAAUAUUUACAAUGGUAAUGUCAUGAAGUUCAAUUCAAUCACAAAGGAAGAUCGAGGCACAUAUUAUUGUAUUGCUGAGAAUGGAGUUGGCCGUGGCGACCGACGCAAUAUAAAUUUGGAAAUUGAAUUUUCUCCAGUGAUCACCGUUCCACAACCAAAGUUAGGCCAAGCCCUUCGUUAUGAUAUAGAUCUGCAGUGCCAUGUUGAAGCGUAUCCACCACCACAAAUUAUAUGGGUGAAAGACGAAUUUCUUAUUUCUAAUAGCAGGAAAUAUAAAGUUUCCAACUUUGGAACAGCUGAUGAGUUUACGGAUUCUACUCUAAGAAUUGUAAAACUAGAUCAAAAGCAAUUCGGUGAUUACAAAUGCAAAGCUGUAAAUAAGCUUGGCAGUGAUGAAGCUGUAAUUCAUUUGUACGAAGCAAACAGUCCGGUUUGCCCACCAGCUUGUGGCCAGGAAUACAAUAAUGUUAGAAUUCCUUUUGACAUUUAUUUUUCAUCCUUUUUAAUUUCAAUUGCAAUAAUUUUACAAGUUUUAAGAUGAAAUGAGUUCAAAUUUAUUUAUGAACAGAAUCGUAUACGACUUAAAACGUCAUGCUUCGAAUUUAAUACGGUUGGGUAACUAAAACAAUGUUUAUGAUGUGCCUAUCCCAAUUUAUAUUUGUGACUCUUGAUUUUUUAUAAAUUGUAAUUUUUAAUAAAACUUAAAUAUUUGUUUACGUUCGAGAGUUGAUUGUUUAAAGUGAAAUUCGGGACUUUAUGCGUCAUUAAUUUUUAAUUGUUCUUUGAAGAAUAGAAAUAUGAAUUAAAGUUUCGUGGUUCUCUUCCUUUAAUUAUCCUACAAUUUACUAAUUUUCAAAUUCGUCAAUUGGCUUCAUUAUGUCAGGCCAUAGUUGAAGACUUGUUAUACAAUUCUAUGUAGA